CCUCCAGGUCAAAUUAAGCCUGCCCCCCCCAAAAAAAAAUCAAACCAGAAUCUGAAAAAUCAGAAUCUCCCAAAUCAGAAAUCCCUCCUUCAACCAGACCUGCCAGAUUUAGGGAUAACAACCCCCCCACCCGGCAGUCAGACCCCACCCCAAUAAGUCUUGGAGGAGGGGCCCUGCUACUUGGUGUCCUCCCCCCCCUCCUACAAAUUGGUCCCAAUCCCUUACCUGGGCUGACACUGUUCAGGCUACCUCCUCCCCAUCCACCUGUCCUGAAUCUCUUUCUCUCCAGCCAUGGCCCUCUUCCGCCGCUGGGCUGCUUACCUGCAGGACCCGGAGAAAGUGGCCCGUUUCCAAAGGCUGUGUGGCGUGGAACCUGCCCUGGAAGAGGCGCAGGAGAAAAGCGCGUCUGACGUCCUCUUGGUCAACGGGAGCUGCCUGGCAACCCCAGAGAAUGGUGAAGGUGACAGGAGGUACCGGCUGCGGAGCGCCAGGGAUGCCGGGGAGAAAGGUGAGGGGUGGCACUCCAAUGGCAUGAAGAAUGGGGUGGUUCCCGGAGAAGCGGCAGAGUCCCAGCAGGGGCCUGCGGAGGAUGGGAAGCAGCACAGCUGGGGCAUGAAGAGGCAGCCCCGGCGCAACUCUCUGACGGGGGAGUCCGUGUGCCAAGCCUUCAGGAUCCGCAGCCGCUUCCUCUACUAUCUGUUCACCCUGGGCACGGAGCUAGGCAACGAGCUCUUCUAUAUACUCUUCUUCCCCUUCUGCAUCUGGAACGUGGAUGCCUGGAUGGGCCGGAGGCUCAUUAUCGUCUGGGUCUGGGUCAUGUAUCUGGGUCAGUGUACCAAGGACGUUAUCCGCUGGCCCCGGCCUGCCUCCCCACCGGUGGUGAAGCUGGAGAUCUUCUACAAUUCCGAGUACAGCAUGCCCUCCACCCACGCCAUGUCGGGCACGGCCAUCCCUUUGACGCUGGUUCUGCUCAGCUACGGACGGUGGCAGUAUCCAGUGUUAUAUGGGCUGCUUCUUGCUUUCUGCUGGUGUUCACUGGUUUGCUUUAGUCGGAUAUAUAUGGGAAUGCAUUCAGUUCUGGAUGUUAUUGCCGGAUUCCUUUAUGCUAUCCUCAUCUUGGCUGUCUUCCUUCCAGCUGUGGACCUAGUUGAUAACUUCAACUUAACCCACAAGUAUGCACCACUAAUAAUCAUCAGCCUCCAUCUUGCCCUGGGAAUUUUCUCCUUCACUCUGGACACCUGGAGUACAUCACGAGGGGACACAGCUCAGAUCCUGGGCUGUGGGGCUGGGGUUGCCUGUGGCUCGCAUGUGAACUACCUGCUGAGUUUGAUGCCCGAUCCUUCCCCAGAGGCACUUCCCCUGCCCGUUCCCUCCCUCACCGUGACUGUCCUUGGGAAAGCCAUGUUGCGAUUGUUGAUUGGCGUGGUGAUUCUGUUGCUAACAAAAACGGCCAUUUAGAAAGUCACCAUCCCGCUGGCGUGUAAGAUCUUCUGCAUACCGUAUGACAACAUCCGACAAGCCCGGCAGCGUAUGGAAGUAGAACUGCCGUAUCGUUACAUUACCUACGGAAUGGUGGGAUUCUUACUCAUGUUCCUGAUCCCUUCCCUGUUUUGCAUAAUGGGACUUUCUUGACGUUGCCAUUUACUUGAUGCGAGAAGGGAGGUGUGAAGCGUUAACACUUUUCCAGGAAAGGUGCACUUGUUUGAGAGAUGCAGAGAAAAAGUUGCUGCUGACAUAAUGGUUGGGAAGUAAAGAGCUCAGAUCCUGGCUGUUAAGACCUGGAAAUUUCCGGUCUCUAAAAAUGCCACCUGUAGUCUUACAAAAAAAGGGUAACAAAUGGUAAACACGCUGUGUGUAUGUCUGUGUGGAUACAUGGUGUUAAUGCCUCAGGCUAUAAACGUACCUCUCUUUCUUUCUUUGGAUACAUUAAAGCAGGUAUGUUUAUAGCUGACCCAAAAAUUCCAGCUGUGGUCAGUUUAAGCCAUUUCAUAUUAAGUUAUUUGUGUCUUUGGACAAUUCCCAAACGUAGGAAACCGUUCCCCUGCACCAACAUUCUGAUGUGAGAUCUGGCUUAGAGAAGAUAGCCUUCUAGGUCUGUUUCCAUCUUCUAAAAUUACUUUUAAUCUGUCAGUCCAAAACCAUUAGAUUCAGGUACUGUAUGUUUUGCUUGAUCAUUGUGCCUUUGUGUUGCUAAACUGAAAAAGCACCAUAUACUGUGAUGUAUAUACAAGAAAGCCCGUAACUUUAUUUUAAAUUUUUACUGAAUUAGGCAGAUACUUUAAAAUCUAGUUAGCCACAUAAACUAAUAAGGGUAAAGAUUUUAUCUUGUAUUUUAAAAGUAUGAAAACGCAGCGAGCUGAAACGUAUAUUGGGGUUCACUAGCUGUGAACAGAUGCUUAAUUCCUUUUUUUAAAAUAGAUAUUUUUAAGCACACUGUACGCUAUUGGAAGAGCAUAUAUUUUUCUGCUGAUUGUCUUAAUGUGUAAUAGAGGCCUAUUUUGUCCAAACAUAAGAGCUAAAAAUUACAAAUUGAAGCCAUGCUCACGUUCACUGCAAAUCGACCUCUCCCCACACUUGCAGUUUCUUCGGGUGCCGUUUUGACAAUAGUGAAUUUCAGUAGAAUCGUGCACAAAACUUGUUUAUUACAUUCUGUUAACGCUGCUUCCCAGCUUUGAGACGGUAGCGUUGUAUGGUCGAGACUGCGGCUGAUUGUCUGUGAAAACCGGGUGCUUCAGUGUCAGUUUAAGUUUUGCAAAAUCCCUCAGAAUGACCUUGGUGAAGACGGUACACUGGAUCAAAGCGAGGCAGCCCUGCCUAGCUUGUAGAUGGCAACCGUGGCCUAGAAAGAGAGCAGGGAAAACAAGUUUCCUGAGCCAGCAGGGCCUCCCAAUGUAGCUUGUGGCCCCUGGGAUCCCUGGAGACCAGCCUGAUAUUUUGAGCUGCAAGGAAGCAGCCGAGGAACAAGAGCCUUGUUAGCUCACCUCAACCUCUGCUUUCCGCAGAAACCGGAGAGCAAAGUCUUGACUGGCUGAAAUCUGUGCAAAGGCUGGCCCGAGGGCGAGCUGAGCCUUUGGCAAACAAGCAGAAUCGGUCGCAGCCUAAAGAGUGUGUGCAUCUCUGCAGAGUCUCCAGUCUUUCACAGUGGCCUACUUUUCUGAGUUAUCCUUUGCCAUUUGUGAAACACGACAGAACGAUCAAAGCCCGUGUUUCCCCGCGACUUUCAUUUUACUUCGGCUGCAUGACUAUUUUUUUUUUUAAGUUGGCCAAUACAUGGUCGCUCCUCAGCCGUGAAAUUCAGUAGGUCAUUUUGCCUCAGAAGUACAAUGGGUUGUGGCUUGCAGCACCGACUUCAUACCAUUUUCAGGAGGCUGCCACUGCAAUAUCUGAAUGCUGAAAUACAAGCACGGGUGGGUAUCGUGAACCUUACGGAGUGGUGGGUACAGAGUUUUGAAACCUGGGACAGGGUGGAAGCAUACUGUCCGUUAUUUUUUAUUUUUUUGGUAGUCGUGAACGUGUAGUUGGGAUUCUUUAUGUUCUUAUGAACUCAGCCUUGUUCUAAAAUAAAGAGCUUAGUAAUUAAGGCACUGCCUUUCUGUACAUCUCCUGCUAUGGCAAGUAAGUAGAUCCAUCUUUCAAUACAUACAUUUGGAGGUUUCUCGAAAUGUACAUUGCGGUGGUAAUGCUGUUACAAAUGUGAUCCGCAAGUACUCUGGCCUUGAUCCAACUAGUGAAGUAGGGGGGUUGUGACUGGAUUUUCCUUCGGAACCACAGCUCCGCAUGCCUCACAGUUGGCUGCUGUUGAAACUGAGGGACGGUCCAAAAGAAGUUUGUGUUUGGUCCUUCUGGUUGAAAGAAAGAAGCUUGCCGCAUUCCGUGGGACUUGCGUGAACCCUCUUGCCUGUGCCAAAGGCACCAUUGUUGAAUCUUGGCUGUUCAUCACUUGUAAACUGCCGACUUCAUUUUUAUUAGCUGCUAAAGGGGAACUUGCUUAGAAACGAGUAUCUAAGUAUCGGUGCACUUCCUUUCAGUCCCUUAGGCUGCAAUCCUGUGCCUACGUUCUGCCGAGUAAAUCCCAUUGCCCUCAAUGGUGCUUACUUUUGAGUCAGGAUACGUAGUUUGGCCUCAUUGGUAUAGGUAUUUGCUGAAUGUGCAUUAAAAGAAACAAACAGCUUUGGAGGGAACUCACGUAAUUAUAUCUUUCUCUUAAGACUAGAGAAGUCUCAGUAAGCAGCUGGGAAACAGAAUCGGUCCAUUUCAUAUAUCUGUGUCUAGUUAACUAAAAGUUAAAGCACAGCAGUGAGGACUGGAGUAUUCAAAGUUAUGUGCCUCCCAUCACAGUUUCAUUUAAUGCACUUGGCUUUUCUAAUAAAGAAUGUUAACGUGACCGGUAGAAAGGGCUAUACAGGGAAUGGCUGUUCUAAGUGAAUAACUUGCGGUCGUGUGUGGGAUUUCCUUUUCAAGUUGUAGCUAUGAAUGCAGAAAGAAAUGGUUUUGCUGAAAGAGCUAAUUUCCUUACGCAGAUGCUAAUGUGCCGUCUGUCUCCGGAUAUAUAUUUUUUUUAAUUGCACUGUAGCGUAUUCUACUGUUACUCUGUAAGUUAUUGUUAAUGCUGCCUCCAGUCUCUCUCAAAAUGUGAUAUCCCGCUUAACGUUUUUAAUUUAGUCUAUCUUACAAGAAUUUUGUUUAAAUUGGACUUGAAUGCCCUAACGGUAGAUCACAAGUAACGGUAGAUCACAAGUAUAUCUCUAUGAUUUGAAAAUAAAAUGAAAUGCUAGAA
This is a messenger RNA of Gekko japonicus, 4777 nucleotides long. RefSeq names its product sphingosine-1-phosphate phosphatase 1 (gene SGPP1). Gene Ontology annotation, cellular component: endoplasmic reticulum membrane. Bases 292 to 1458 code for a protein of 388 amino acids. Gene Ontology annotation, biological process: sphingosine metabolic process; phospholipid dephosphorylation. The record is from RefSeq and is a predicted model, not a curated record. Gene Ontology annotation, molecular function: sphingosine-1-phosphate phosphatase activity. The transcript has 3 exons. Lineage: Eukaryota; Metazoa; Chordata; Lepidosauria; Squamata; Gekkonidae.